Odobenus rosmarus divergens (Pacific walrus) is the source of this 1144-nucleotide messenger RNA. RefSeq names its product cyclin-dependent kinase 10 (gene CDK10). Gene Ontology annotation, molecular function: cyclin-dependent protein serine/threonine kinase activity; ATP binding. Gene Ontology annotation, biological process: regulation of mitotic cell cycle; protein phosphorylation. Gene Ontology annotation, cellular component: nucleus. Bases 59 to 1141 code for a protein of 360 amino acids. The transcript is spliced from 13 exons. Lineage: Eukaryota; Metazoa; Chordata; Mammalia; Carnivora; Odobenidae. The record is from RefSeq and is a predicted model, not a curated record.
GCGCGGAAGAACCUCGUCUGCGCCUGCGUACACGGGCACUGAGGGGCCUGCGCUCGGCAUGGGGGACCCGGAGUCAGAGUCGGAGCAGAUUCGUCUGAAGUGUAUCCGUAAGGACGGCUUCUUCACGGUGCCUCCGGAACACAGGCUGGGACGGUGUCGGAGCGUGAAGGAAUUUGAGAAGCUGAACCGUAUCGGGGAAGGCACCUAUGGCAUUGUGUACCGGGCCCGGGACACGCAGACGGACGAGGUUGUUGCCCUGAAGAAGGUGCGGAUGGACAAGGAGAAGGAUGGGGUCCCCAUCAGCAGCCUUCGAGAGAUCACACUGCUCCUUCGCCUUCGCCACCCGAAUAUCGUGGAGCUAAAGGAAGUGGUGGUGGGGAACCACCUGGAGAGCAUCUUUCUGGUGAUGGGUUAUUGUGAGCAAGAUCUGGCCAGCCUUCUGGAGAACAUGCCGACACCCUUCUCUGAGGCCCAGGUCAAGUGCAUUGUGCUGCAAGUGCUCCGAGGCCUUCAGUAUUUGCACCAGAACUUCAUCAUCCACAGGGACCUGAAGGUGUCCAACUUGCUCAUGACCGAUAAGGGCUGUGUGAAGACAGCGGAUUUCGGCCUGGCCCGGGCCUAUGGCAUCCCAGUGAAACCCAUGACCCCCAAGGUGGUCACACUGUGGUACCGAGCCCCCGAACUGCUUUUGGGAACCACCACGCAGACCACCAGCAUCGACAUGUGGGCCAUGGGCUGCAUCCUGGCCGAGCUGCUGGCCCACAAGCCCCUUCUCCCCGGCACAUCCGAGAUCCACCAGGUGGACCUGAUUGUGCAGCUGCUGGGGACGCCCAGUGAGAACAUCUGGCCAGGCUUCUCCAGGCUGCCUCUGGUGGGUCAGUACAGCCUGAGGAAGCAGCCCUACAACAACCUCAAACACAAGUUUCCGUGGCUCUCGGAGGCUGGCCUGCGCCUGCUGAACUUCCUCUUCAUGUAUGACCCCAAGAAAAGGGCAACGGCCAGAGAUGGCCUGGAGAGCUCAUACUUCAAGGAGAAGCCCCUGCCCUGUGAGCCAGAGCUCAUGCCCACCUUCCCCCACCACCGCAACAAGCGGGCCAUCCCGGCCACGUCUGAGGGCCAGGGCAAGCGCUGUAAACCUUGACAG